Molecule: messenger RNA, 570 nt
Organism: Vigna angularis (adzuki bean)
Lineage: Eukaryota; Viridiplantae; Streptophyta; Magnoliopsida; Fabales; Fabaceae
Product: UDP-glycosyltransferase 73C6
Exons: 1
Coding region: 1-570 (189 amino acids)
Source: RefSeq, a predicted model, not a curated record
AUGGAUUCCCAAACUCAUCAGCAACACUCUGUUCUUGUUCCCUUAAUGUCCCAAAGCCAUCUCCUUCCCUUUACACAAAAGGUCAAAUUACUCGCAGUCAAUGGCGUUUCUGUCACUAUUUUCCUUACACCCCUCAAUGCAGCAAAGUUAAACAAUGUCAUUGAUCAAGCAAAAGCGUUAAACCUCCAAAUCCAGUUUCACUUGCUACACUUUCCUUCCAAAGAAGCAGGGUUGCAAGAAGGUCGUGAAAAUACGGACACUCUCCCUUCCCCUCAAUACCAAUACUUGUUUUUCGCCGCUUCUAAUAAGCUGAAAGAGCCAUCGAGAAAUGGCUUUCAGAGUUGGAAACACUACCCACUUGCAUGUUUCCGACUUCUGCGUACCUUGGAAAGUUCAAAGGCAGUGCAAGACUCCAUUGCCUAUGUUGUUGAAUCAAAGUUCAAGAUACCGAGAGUUGUCUUCCACGGAAUCUCAUGCUUCGCCCUCUUGUGCUCGCACAACAUUACCAAGUCCAAAGUGCAUGAAAAUGUCACCUCAAUGUCAGUCAUUCGCGGUGCCGGACUUCCCUGA